AUGGGGUUUGAUGACCUGUUACCAGAAUUAGGAGGAUUCGGACGAUAUCAGAAAGUUUCCAUAAUCUCAUUUGUAUUAUUCUAUGCUGCAACUACAUGGCAGUAUAAUAUUACAGUAAUCAUUGCCGCUGAUAUGCAACAUUGGUGUCAUGUGCCAGAGUUAGCCCAUCUCAACCACACAACAUUUAUGAACAUAGCUGUUCCCCUCGAGGAAAACCAGUUUGGGGAAGCCGUGUACAGUCAAUGCAGGGUCUAUGAUCUCAACUACUCCAGUAUCACAGACGAUGAUGUGACUAACUGGAUCCCUAAUGGCAACACGAGUACAAGGAAAUGCAACGGAUAUGUCUACGAUACGAGCAGGUUCACGUCAACACUUGUAAGCCAGAUCAGGAUCGCAGUGCUUGGGGAGAAUGUAGCAGUGGCGUGUCUUCCUGUUACUUCACUGACAAAUGGUCAACAAUCGUACGUCACCGGAUGGGGCUCAACAGCCUCUGGUGGGGGCAAAGUAACUCGACUACGCGAAGUGAUGGUGCCCAUAAUAGAUAGAACACAUUGCAUCGCUGAGUCGAACUAUACCGCCAAUGAUGAUCUGUCCAUAACAAUGGUCUGUGCUGGUAGUAUAGCUGGUGGCAUAGACACCUGUCAGGGUGACUCUGGCGGUCCACUAGUGACACAGAUGAGCCACAAUUCAUCACUAUGGCAGCUGAGUGGUGUCAUAAGCUGGGGUAUUGGUUGCGGAGACCCUUCUUACCCCGGGGUGUAUACCGAUGUCAUCUUAUUCAACAAUUGGAUAAAGGGAAUAAUUUCAAAGCCCCCUGUGACUGAUUCACCAACUACUGAGUCAAUUACAAGCACAAUUGUAACCACUCAAACUAGUUCAAACAUUGUAAGUGAUGUCACUAAAACUAGUGAAAGCACAACAGACGCUACACUCAGUUCGACAUUAAACGCUGAACAUAAAAACACUGGGCAAACGACAAGUACAUCUGAAGAGGCAAAUGCAACGUCCACUGAUCAAGCGACAAGUACGAGCAUCUCGACUCAGAACAUCGUCAGUUUGCCGCCUGGUUAUCUUGACCUUGGGCUUUUUGGACAAAGCAGGGGUAAAACAUUAAGAACAAACCUAACUAGGGUGCUAACAAUGACUGUAUUAUCAUUGGCGAUUGUCGUAUAGAACCUAACUGAUCUAUCUGUUGAUUGACCACGAAGGCUGAAGACUGUGGUAUGGGAAACUGCUGAUGUUGACAAUGAUCGUUUGUGUCCUCGGUAAGGAAUACUGCUGAUGUUGGCCUGAUAAUCGUUAGAAACAGUGAUAAGAGAAAACUGCUAUAUUGUUUAUGGUUGCUGAGAUGCUGGCGUCCACACUCUGCCUGUGAUGUCCAUAUUCAUUCGAGAUCGUUAUAUGGAACUCUAGUACUCUACUGGUGUUGUCCAUUGUCAAUAAAAACCAUCUUAUAGAAGUAUACUGGACCAAAUAGAUAAGAUGAUCAAUCACCUCCAUUUCUGAAGAGUGACGCAAUGAAACUAUUUAGAAAUAUCUAACGUUAUCACGGGAUUAAUUAUGUAAUCUGUGUAUUAGCAGUCAUUGAUAUUAUUUAAAUAACAGCAAGUGAGAUUAUGCAUUUUCUAAAAGCAAUAAAAGAGAAUUUAAAGCGAAUAUUUAAGGUUUUAACAAAUAAAAGUCAGUGCCACUGGCGUAGCCAGAAUUUGGUG
Owenia fusiformis is the source of this 1712-nucleotide messenger RNA. The record is from the annotation of a GenBank genome assembly. NCBI's taxonomy places the organism in Eukaryota, Metazoa, Annelida, Polychaeta, Sabellida, Oweniidae.